Molecule: messenger RNA, 4983 nt
Organism: Drosophila rhopaloa
Lineage: Eukaryota; Metazoa; Arthropoda; Insecta; Diptera; Drosophilidae
Gene: Nedd4
Product: E3 ubiquitin-protein ligase Nedd-4
Exons: 19
Coding region: 988-3921 (977 amino acids)
Biological process (GO): ubiquitin-dependent protein catabolic process; regulation of dendrite morphogenesis
Molecular function (GO): ubiquitin protein ligase activity; protein binding; sodium channel inhibitor activity
Source: RefSeq, a predicted model, not a curated record
CUUCAUUUUAGCUUAGAACGCCAAAGCGCCAAGUUCCGUGUUUCGUGCAGCGGCUGCCGACAAGUGUUGCUGUUGCUGUUCCGCUCGCACUCACACCGCACACACACUCGCAGCGGGAGCGAGCGAGAGAGGCAGACAUUUACGCAGAACAUGUUUUCGCAAUAGUGUUGGUGUGCCGUUUGUUGUUGUUAUUGUUUCCAUCGCUUAGGGCCGUUAAUAAAAGAUAAAUAAGUGAAUAAUUGAAUUAUAAAUAUAGAGGGUACAGCCACACACACAGCAGUGUAUUAUAUAGAUAAAUUUAUUGCACCGUACCCCUGAAAUGUGUUAAUUAUAUAAAAAAAAAGUAAAUAAACGUACGUGUCGGAAAGCAACAGUUUGUGCUCGACAAAAACCGAGAAAUCUUAAAAACGAAAUCAGAAACAUACAAAAUUCUAAUUUCUCUCGCCAUUUUUCGGACGCUCCUUAUUAGUCAUGCUUGCAAAAACAAAAAUUUUUGCCGACUGGGAAUGUGAAGCCUGAUUCUGCCAUGCCCCUUUUGGCCCUAACCAACAUUACGUAUACGCAAUAAGCACAAUAAAAACAAAACGGCAAUUGUUGUGAAACCUGUUCCCUUUUUUUUGUGGCCGUCUGCAGCUUGCAACUGAAAAAAGAAAAAAAUCAAAAGCUCGACGAGAUACCAAAAUAAACCUUGAGUGCGCCAAAAAGUGAAAAUCGAAAAAAAGAACUCAAAAAGGCUGAAAGAGUAUAAAAUUCCUUCUGACCAACUUGUUUUGUGCAGUUUUAACCCACCUGAAGUGGCAUAUAUUUCCAUGUUGUUUUUAUUUCUUUUUAUAACCCUCGCAAUUUAUUGUUCAAUUUAGUUUAAGAGGCGUGCACGAAAAUUAACACAAACCGAAAACGUAAACAGAGGAAGAAAAAUCGGCAGUGAAUAAAGCCAAAAUCGGAGUCGCAAUCCAAAUCGAAAUCUAAAUCCACAUCAGAGUAAAAAUGGCCGAGUCAACAACCACAUCGCCAUCGGUGACGAGCGAAGAUGGCCAAAUCCAUGGCUUGAAUAGCAGUGAUAACGACUCUGGCGACUCGUGUCACCUGCGAAUUGUUGUGCUUGGCGGCCAGUCGCUAGCCAAAAAGGAUAUAUUUGGCGCCAGCGACCCGUAUGUCAGAAUCGAUUUGAACACAAUCGUCGGUGAUAUUAAUAUUGACUCUGUUUUGACGAAAACCAAAAAGAAGACCCUGAACCCAAUCUGGAACGAAGAGUUCAUAUUCAGAGUUAAACCGUCUGAGCAUAAGCUUGUAUUUCAAGUAUUUGACGAGAAUCGCCUGACACGCGACGACUUCCUGGGAAUGGUCGAGUUGACUCUGGUGAAUCUGCCCACCGAGCAGGAGGGCCGCACCAUCGGCGACCAAAGCUACACUCUGCGCCCGCGCAGGUCAGUAGGCAGCGCCAAAUCCCGCAUCAAGGGCACCCUGCGCAUCUACCACGCCUUCAUCCGGGAGACGCGGGAGCAGAGCGAGCCAUCUAGCGACAACAGUGAUGGCGGGUGGGAGCACGUGGACGCCACCAGUGCCGUUGAGACCUCAGCCCAGCCGUACCCCUAUAAUAAUAGCUUUCCUACUGGCGGCCACGAUGCCCUGCCCGCUGGCUGGGAGGACCGCCAGGAUGCCAAUGGGCGCACUUACUAUGUGAAUCACACGGCAAGGACAACGCAAUGGGAGAGGCCUACUAUCUUAACAAGCAACAGUAGUCAAUCCACUGACCAGUUGGCCUCGGAUUUCCAGAGACGUUUUCACAUCAGUGUGGACGAGACGGAGUCCGGACGUACGGCGGACACCAUCAGUCGAAAUAGCUUAGAGGACAAUAACAAUGUUGCUGGCUUAGCAACUACACCAACAACAGAUGCAACCACACUAACAACGAUCUCACCACCCAACACACCAACGAACAACAAUGGAUUUCCCAUGCAAAAUGGCCAAGAGGGCGUACAGACAGAUCCAACAGUGCAACAUACCAGUUUUGUUUACAAUUCCCUGCGACAUCCCGUCGCCCAUAGGCAGCCCGAAAUCUCAGCAACCAGUUUGCAGAACGACCUGCGACCGGUGCGGGAGGCGCCCGGAGUGCCGGAUGUAGCUUUAACCAACCUGUUGACGCGGCGGGCCGUGGACAACAUGGCCGGCGGUAUGGAACGACAGCAGCAGCGGCGGCGACAGCAGAUGCAAAUGCACAUCCAGCAGCAUCAACAGCGGCAACAGCAACGACAGCAGAAUAGAAUAUUGCUUGAUGUGGAUCAUCGUCAGCAGGAGCUGCAACAUCAGGGGCGACACCAGCAACUUGAAUUACACCAGCAACAUCAGCCAUUGAAUGAAGACACCGAUCACACAGACAGCCACAAUCCCUCCGACAUCUCAGCUCCGUCCACACGACGCAAUUCCGAGGAAGACAACGCGGCUGUGCCUCCAAUGGAACAAAAUGCUGGUGGCGAGGAGGAACCCCUUCCACCGCGCUGGUCGAUGCAGGUGGCUCCUAACGGACGAACCUUCUUCAUUGACCACGCCUCCCGGCGGACCACUUGGAUUGAUCCGCGCAACGGUAGGGCCAGCCCUAUGCCAAAUCAGACGCGCCGCGUCGAAGACGACUUGGGUCCUUUGCCGGAGGGCUGGGAAGAGCGGGUGCACACUGAUGGACGCGAGUUCUAUAUAGAUCAUAACACGCGAACCACGCAGUGGGAAGAUCCACGUUUGUCAAAUCCAAACAUUGCCGGACAGGCCGUGCCCUACUCUCGAGAUUACAAGCAGAAAUACGAAUAUUUCAAGAGUCAUAUUAGGAAGCCUACAAACGUACCAAAUAAAUUUGAAAUACGUAUUCGUCGUACAUCGAUUCUGGAGGAUUCGUACAGAAUUAUUAGUUCGGUGACCAAGACCGAUUUACUAAAGACCAAAUUAUGGGUAGAGUUUGAGGGGGAGACUGGCUUGGACUAUGGUGGCCUCGCUAGGGAAUGGUUCUAUUUACUAUCGAAAGAAAUGUUUAAUCCGUACUAUGGACUCUUUGAGUACUCGGCCAUGGACAAUUAUACGCUGCAGAUAAACAAUGGCAGCGGUUUGUGCAACGAGGAGCAUUUGAGUUACUUUAAAUUCAUUGGCCGCAUUGCGGGCAUGGCUGUGUAUCAUGGAAAGCUGCUGGAUGCCUUCUUCAUUCGUCCAUUCUACAAGAUGAUGCUCCAAAAGUCCAUUGACCUGAAGGACAUGGAGUCAGUGGACACCGAGUAUUAUAACUCGCUCAUGUGGAUCAAGGAGAACGAUCCGCGCAUCCUGGAACUAACUUUCUGCCUGGAUGAGGAUGUUUUCGGCCAAAAAAGCCAGCACGAACUUAAGCCGGGCGGCGCCAACAUAGACGUGACCAAUGACAACAAGGAUGAAUACAUUAAGCUCGUUAUUGAAUGGCGUUUUGUGGCGCGUGUCAAGGAGCAAAUGUCGUCCUUCCUAGACGGCUUUGGGUCGAUUAUCCCCCUGAAUCUUAUUAAGAUAUUCGACGAGCACGAGCUGGAGCUGCUGAUGUGCGGAAUACAGAACAUCGACGUGAAGGAUUGGCGCGAGAAUACUCUGUACAAGGGCGACUACCAUAUGAAUCACAUGAUAAUCCAGUGGUUCUGGCGGGCGGUGCUAUCUUUCUCUAACGAGAUGCGUUCGCGUCUGCUUCAGUUUGUGACGGGCACGUCGCGAGUGCCCAUGAACGGUUUCAAGGAGCUGUAUGGCUCCAAUGGCCCCCAGAUGUUCACCAUAGAGAAGUGGGGCACACCCAAUAACUUCCCAAGGGCACACACCUGCUUUAAUCGCCUGGACCUGCCGCCCUAUGAGGGAUACCUGCAGCUGAAGGACAAGCUGAUCAAGGCCAUCGAGGGCAGCCAAGGAUUCGCUGGAGUUGAUUAAUAACACCGGCAACGGGAGUGCAAGCGAAUGGCUUUGGCUGGAGGUGCAGCAGCAGUUUCAGCAGCGCCAGGAGGAAGAGCAGCUACAACGAUUACACACAUCACAAGAACCACAAGAUCAACAACAACAACGACUUGAGCAGCAGCAGCAGCAGCGAAAUCAGCGGCAUAACCGCAACCUCAUUGCAUUCACUUGGAAUAGCACCGCCAGCAGAUCGUGUACUUAUUUGUUCGUUUGCUUUUGUAUUAUAAUCAUUUUUGCUAGUUUAGUGUUAUUUCGUAUGUAUUUUAUCUAGGCGCCAAAACUCACACACAACGCAUACAACUUAUACAAGCUGAGGAGAGACGGAUCCAAAUAAAGCUGCGCAUGGUGAACCACAAGAACCUAACAAAGAGUCCAAAUUAUCUAUAAAUAUAUUUAUUACAUUGCCGACAAUUGUAAAAAGUUGAGAACGUUUUACAAACUAUGUGCGAAGAGAGAAAUCCAAACUAACUAUUAAAUCUAUAGAGUCAAAGUAUAUCUUGUAUGUAUAUGCAGAGAUACCUUUUUAUAAUUGUUAUUUUUAUGCGCUAUUCAUCUAUACAUGCCCACAGCAAAUACCUAAAGGCGAGAAAAAAAUAUAAAAACUAUAGCAAGUUAAUAUUUGUAAUCUGAUGGUCGCAUAUUUUUAAACAAAUUAAAUUUUCUAUUCUGUAUAACUGUAUGUGUAUUCAUAAUAAUUAUAAUGUUAGUCCGUAAAAGUCGCUCUUUACUAUUAAAUAAAAAGACAAACAUUAAAUAUAUAUGAAAAAGAAAUCUAAUAUAAAAAAAAUACAAUCAAUGUAUAUUGUAUAAAUGUUAAUUAUAUACAGACACACAUUCCAAAUGUUUAUUGCGAAAGAGAAACUCUGCAAAAGGAGGCCUAUAUGAUAAUAUGAUUAUUGACCUAUCGGAAGUCUAUCAAAAUUAAAUUUUAAAAUCAAAUUAAGAAAUGAAAGAGAGGACUGGAACUUCUGUUUCAAAGUCAGAGAGCGACACUGAGAAAAAAUACCAAUAAAAAUGGUUACAGCUAAGUAAUUAAAA